AUGCCGGUUACGACACACUUUUCUAGCAUUGGCGUUAAGCAGUCUGAAGUCAUCGAGACUGCUACAACAUUGGGAUGGACAAAUGAUCAUCAAGCGCAGGAUUAUCUCCAGAAACUGUUGAUCAUCGGUCGGCCUAUCCUUAGAGCACACAACUGGAAGAUACACCGCUUGAAAGAAUUUUACCCGCGUAGCGCGCGGCUGCUGGGGCAAAAUUUUAAUAGAGGGGAAGAAGUGUGUGUUAGAUUUCGUGUACCCAAGGAGAAGAACACAUUUUUCCCAUUUCAUGAGGUGGUUUGUACUUUUUUGCAUGAGCUUGCCCACUGCAAGUACUCCAAGCACGACCGGCACUUUUGGGAACUGUACACAGAGCUUUCAGUGGAGUGUUGCAGAUUAGAUCUAAAUGCUUCGCUAGAGAGGGAAGCUGCUGCCCCACCAGAUCGUCGUCAUACAGGCAGUGGUAGGCGUCUUGGCGGGAGCAGAAUAGUUCCACUUCCUCGCGAGCCAGAGGCGAUGCGGCGCAUUCUUUCUGAGGCUGCGGAGAGGCGCCGGCAAUCGAGUGAAAAUGGUCAGUGUUAUGGAUGUGCACACGACAAAACGGGAGUAGGGAGUGAGUUGAAUGACGGUUUGUGGACUUGUGAUAACUGCGAUGGCGUCAUUGAUGCUCUGCGUGGAAAGUGUGAGUUCUGUGUGGAGGUGGGCGACUCAACCGAACAAGUUGAGGAGUGGAGUUGUAAACGGUGUUCUUUUCAUAAUCACUGUGCUCUUGUGCAGUGUGAGGCGUGCGGUCGCUUCAAGUCAGGACGUACAGCUGACGGAACGAACACUGUUCAUACCGUGAAAGCGUUGGCAGCGUCGUCCGACCACUUGCUCUUCACCAUGACUUUGGGCCGAGUAGCUGAUGCGUUAGCUCCUAUCCUACAGGAAAUGCGGUGGAGUGUGGCAUGUCUUGAGGAAUUCGCGCCUCCAUUGAAGCGUGUGAUGUCAAGAUCUAGUUUCAAGAAUAGCAACGAGUGCGACACACUGAGCAUUCGCCUCCGCUCACCGAAUAAUCCCCACGAGCCUUUGACAUUUACCUGUGUGCUGGCGCAUGCACUGCAUCAGUUGGCGCAUCUGACAGAGAAGAACCAUGGCGCAAACUUUGUUCACACGUGGAUAGCUAUGAUUCACCGUUUUCUCACUGAAACAAAGGCGUUUAGUGACGAUUUCAUAAGUAGUCAAGAGCAAGAAGACCUUCUCUGUUUGGCAAUGGAGUUGGAAUUACUUCUUAAUGGAUUAAGUGGGAGAGAUACUGCGCUUUGUGACGAUUUGUUAGACAAUGUUCCUCAUCUGCAGCGACUUUUUGAGAACUGUGCCACCUUUGUUAAACGUGAGCGCCUUUUUACCGUUGCUACAACCCGUGAGGCCGGUGUGGUAGGACACAGUAAGCACUUGGAACUGUGGCAGUGCAGAAGAUGUAGCGUUAACAACAAUGGUGGUUUCAUCAUAUUCUGUGAAGUGUGUGGCGCGCCCCGCCAGCUUUCAGUGCUACUUCGUACAUCUCGCACUGUUGCCGUUCGUGCUGCUAGUAACGAAACGGUUAUUGACAUUUCCGAUGAUGACGGUGAUGAUGGUUCCGCGACGUCAGCAGGAGAGGCAACGAUUUCCCCCGGUGUCGUCUUCAUAAUUGAUUAG
This is a messenger RNA of Trypanosoma brucei brucei TREU927, 1671 nucleotides long. RefSeq lists its product as hypothetical. The transcript has a single exon. Lineage: Eukaryota; Euglenozoa; Kinetoplastea; Trypanosomatida; Trypanosomatidae. The record is from RefSeq and is a predicted model, not a curated record. Bases 1 to 1671 code for a protein of 556 amino acids.